UAAACAUCACUGUUGCGUUCGCGCAGACUCUUUGAGCGCUCGCAUUCUAUCGCUAACUCCGCGCCAGCGCCUACCUACAAACUGCUUAACAAAUCGUGAAAUGAACGUGGUAUUGUGAAAAUAUAAAAGUGAAUUAGUAAAUUGAACUUUGAUAGUUAUUUGACAACGAAAUGGCUAUUUUAACUUUUGAAAAGAUUACGGGGGUAGUGCCCGUGCGGUUCAACGUAUGGGUAAUGCUGUUCACGAGCUGCUGGGUGGCUUACAUGCUGAGGGUCAACAUGAGCCUCAAUAUCAUCGCAAUGGUGCCGCAAGUCGAGAGCAAUACCACGUCACAUUCUCAGUGUAACGCUAAAGAUGAUCCAAUAAGGAACGAAACUUUGAGGCACGCUGACAUUGCCGAUGUUAGGCAGGCUCCGAGACAGACACCUGGCGCGGGGUCUUUCGACUGGAGCCCUGAGCAACAAGCCCUGAUCCUCGGCUCGUACUUCUGGUGUUACCCCGUGACGUCAUUAGUGGGCGGCAUGGCGGCGGAGCGCUGGGGCCCCCGCUACGUCGUGCUGAUAAUGUCUCUGCUGAGCGGACUGUUGACCAUUAUAAGUCCCGCUGCGGCCCGCCUGCAUUAUGUCGCUAUUGUCAUCGUGCGGUUUUUACUCGGCAUUGCUGGCGGAUUCAUCUACCCGGCGCUCCACGCUUUAAUCGCAAGAUGGGCGCCACCAACAGAAAAGGGAAAAUUCGUCAGCGCGAUGAUGGGAGGAACCAUGGGUACUGUGAUGACUUGGUCUGUCACUGGUCCUUUAGUGGAGAAAUUCGGGUGGGCCUCGGCUUUCUACGUUCCUGGCGUGUUGACUCUGAUCUGGUGUGCAGUGUGGUGGUAUAUUGUGGCCGAUUCACCUGCGGAACAUCCGAGAAUCAGUGAUAAAGAAAGAAAGUACAUUCAGGAUGCUCUGGGAGACAAAGUUAAAAAAUCAAAGGGUCUCCCGCCGUUCAAGAGUAUUUUGACAUCAUUUCCUUUCCUGGCCAUGGUUAUAUUGCACUACGGAAAUCUCUGGGGCUUGUAUUUUAUAAUGACCGUGGGGCCAAAGUUCGUGUCAAGCGUGCUAGGGUUCCAGCUCUCAGCCGCCGGUGUCAUAUCAGCCUUGCCAUAUUUGGCCAGAUUAUUCUUAUCCGCGAUAUUUGGAGUGCUAGGGGACUGUAUUUUGGCGAGAAAUCUUAUGAAGACGACACAGAUUAGGAAAUUCUUUUGUUUGUUCUCGCAUAUAAUCCCUGGGGUGUUUUUGAUAUUGCUGGUUUACGCGGGGUGCUCGACGGCACUGUCCGUUGCCUUGAUUACUCUGUCGAUGGGGGCCAACGGCGCCGCGACGCUCACAAACCUACAGAACCACCAGGACCUCGCACCGAAUUACGCCGGGAGCUUGUAUGGCAUUGCCAAUGCCAUUGGAAGCACUGCUGGGUUCUUCACUCCGAUGAUUACAGCCUACUUUACGAGGAAUGGGAAUGGCUUCGAGCAGUGGAGGCCAGUAUUUUUCGUCGGAGCCUCGGUGUACAUAGUGUCAGCCAUCUUCUUUAUAUUCUUUGGAACUGGAGAGACUCAGGAGUGGAACUUUCCUAAAGAGAAGGAGGAGUCAGAUGGCAAAUCAAAGAAGAUCGAUCUCAAAGAUGCGAAAGACACUCCACUUAGUGUAAUUAGUUCCUAGUAAUGUUUAGAAAAAAAUGUUUAUCAAAUUUAGCUUUAUUUAUAGGACUUUUAAAUAUGAUAAUGGAAUGAUCUGACUUUAAUCAUAAGGUUAGGUAUUGUUAGUAAUGUUUCAUUUAUGAAGCCUUUGAAUCAUAAAGAAGUUCAGCCAUAAUUUGCCAUUUGACUUGUUUUCACCAAAAGUGGAAUUUGUUAUUUUAUAAACACUGUCGAUUAUUUCCUACUAAAGUAGCUGAACGCAUUAUUAGGUAACAUAUUUAUUUAUAUAAUAGAAGAUUAACAGCAGUAUACUAUUAAAUGGCAUUUAUAAACAAGUAAAAUACAAAUUAUGCAUAUUACUUGUAGUUUUUAUUUAGAUUUAGAACUGUAUUUUACUUUAGGUACUUACCUGUAGAAGUUUAUAAAAGAUUGAAUGUAUAAAUGAUGUAUCAUGUUGAUAGUUUUUGACAAAAUAAUAAUGUAUUCAUAUACGAGUAUAAAAUUUAACAGACUGUGAUUGUAUUUAUUUUACAUUUUACCAAAUCGUGACCAAAUGGAAUGUGAUGUAGUUUUAGGUUUAUUUAGUACCGAUUGGUCAUUCCCGUGGCUCGUGGCUCAAAUCUCAGCACUUUAAUCCAUAUACCUACUCGGCAACUGCAAAAUUGCUAAUGCUCAAAACGUAAUCGACAAUAGAAAAAAAACGGUUUUAAGUUAUUUUUAUUUAUCUGGUAAGUAGAGAAUCUCUGUAAUAUAUAAUUGUUGUAAAAUCUUAAUGAACUUUUGUAUCGAUGUAAGAUACUUAACUAUCGCUGGUGCUGAAAAUUAAGUCUCUGUUUAGGUUAUUGUAACCCAGCAAAUAUAAAAAAAUGCUUAUCCGGCCGCAGCAUUUUUUACUAUAUUUUUCUCUCUAGUGUGAUCGUUUUUUAUUAAGCAAAUUAUUGUAAGAGUUUGACAUUCCUCUGUUAUCGUAUUCUUAAACUAUAAACGGGUGAAAUGUUUUAGGUGAUACAAAAUUUAUGGACUCGAUUGUACCCAUUUCUAUCAGCAUUUUUUGUUACAAAAGUAACAAUGAAAUCUGCAAAAAAACAUCAGCAAUAUACUAUACAGUUCAUUUCUCCACCACGUGUGGAGACCAGGAUUUUUGUAAUAUGAUUUUAGAGUUACUUACUGUUAUAACAAAAUUUUAUUAUAGAAAUGAGUACAAAUCUCGUAUCACCUAUAAAAUGUCACCCAGUAUUAUUCGUUCCAAUUUGAUUUAAGUAGGGUAAAAGCACCAGUAGUCAGCCUUAUAACGAAAUUUCUAUGUUCAAGAUCGUAUAAUUUGCACACUUAUGGACCAAUAGGUAUUAUCAAUGUUUUUUCUGUUCAAGAAUUUAAUAAAGUUUAAUAUUUGUAAAGAAUAAAACUUAAUUGAAUUCAACUUUUGGAAAUAUUUAAUUAAAUAUAAUAAAAGGGCAUUUUUGCCAGUAAUCAGCCCCCUGUAUACCAAUACACAGCCUUUAGGUACCCAGUGCCCAGCCAUCUCAUACUAAUGGCUGAUUAGUGGGUUCGAAUAGAGUGAGCUUAUUGUCCAGUGGUCAGCCACAGGCUGACUACUGGGUAUUUAAUGUGUUUCAAUCAAAUAAAUUCAUAAUAAAGUCAUUUUUAAAGGGACUUGAUUUAACGACUUACACUUCAUUUUAAAAUAAUAACAAAUCCUAAAUCCUAUGGUCAGCCUCCCCUGGCUGACUUCUGGGUUUACGACCUUUUUAAAAUUACUGCUUCAAACCCAGUAGUCAGCCAGGGGAGGCUGACUAUUGGAUUUUGUACAAAAAAAUAGUUUCCAAUAGUCAGCCGCCAUAAAAAUGUUACUUCCACAUGGAUUAAUAUUAAUUUUUUACGUUUUUCAGAUAGUUUAGGUAUUAAUUAGGUGAAGCAGUCCACAUUUAAAAAAAAAAAAUCACAAUUCGGCUGCUAUCGUCUUAUCAAAAUACCAUGUGACAUUCCAAAAAAAAUGGCGCAUAUCUCUUAUCCUUUCAUGUCAGAAGACACCACCACUUUGAAUUUUUUUUGUGGAUCAUCGUAGAGUAUUCGUUUAAAAAUUAAGGUAUUUUUCAAUGAAUAGCUUAUCAAUCUAUAAUAUUACCUAGUUUUCACAUGAAAAUUAGAAAAACUAUAUUAUUUACAGCCAAAAAUAGACAAGAAAGGCUGACUACUGGUGCAUGGCUGAGCACUGGUGCCUUUACCCUAGUUCAAUGCUAUUAAUUAAUACGAAAUAUUUUACGGCAAUAGGUAUUUAUACGUUAUUGUUAAAGCUGUUACACCUGUAUUACACAUGAUAUACCUAUAUUAUCAAUGUAUGUGGACGAUUUAUAGUUCAAUACAAGACACGUGUAUGCCGUGUCGUGUAUGUCACCAUUCGGCACGUCUAUGUAUUAAUAUUAAUAUUCCAUUGUUGCGGAAGUUACCUAAGAUGUUACGUUAUGUGACGUUAACGUCUGCUCAGCUGUGGUGACCGUUUUGUAAACCAUUUUAGUCAAAAUUUAAUGUGACUUAUAAUAAUUUGACGUAACGUAAAAUAUUUACUUAUUUAAAUAAAUGCGGAAAUAUGAUCGUUGAUCGGUAUUAAUAAGCUUUCUUAUUUGUUUUAUCUAUGAUGAUUAAAAUUGAAAUUUAAAUAAACUCGAUAUGACAAGUA
Cydia fagiglandana is the source of this 4349-nucleotide messenger RNA. RefSeq lists its product as uncharacterized. Lineage: Eukaryota; Metazoa; Arthropoda; Insecta; Lepidoptera; Tortricidae. The record is from RefSeq and is a predicted model, not a curated record. Gene Ontology annotation, biological process: monoatomic anion transport; transmembrane transport. Gene Ontology annotation, molecular function: transmembrane transporter activity. Bases 171 to 1694 code for a protein of 507 amino acids. Gene Ontology annotation, cellular component: membrane. The transcript is spliced from 7 exons.